This is a messenger RNA of Menidia menidia (Atlantic silverside), 3942 nucleotides long. NCBI's taxonomy places the organism in Eukaryota, Metazoa, Chordata, Actinopteri, Atheriniformes, Atherinopsidae. The record is from the annotation of a GenBank genome assembly.
AUGCUGGCCGGCGCCAGAGGAAGCCAGUGCGGUGCCGCCACUCAGCUGAUGCGCUCGCAGCAGACCGAGCGUGGCCGUCCGUUCUCCCCCUUCCUCGCCCUGCCGUUUCCUCUCCGAUCCCUUCGUCAGAGCCCUGGAUCCGUACCCUCGUCAGAAACUUUGGUCUGGAACCAGCUCCUGGGACACUUUACUCUCGGGACCACCAGCAGUGGCAGCAGCAGGAUGAGCUCAGACGGGGGCGGUCGGCCCGUCAAAGUGGGCUCCCUGGUGGAGGUGAUCGGGAAGGGCCAGCGUGGCACGGUGGCCUACAUCGGUAACACUCUAUUCGCCUCGGGGAAAUGGGUGGGGGUCAUCCUGGACGAGGCCAAGGGGAAGAACGACGGCACGGUGCAGGGCAAGCGCUACUUCACCUGCGAAGAGAAUCGUGGGAUUUUUGUGCGACAGUCACAGAUCCAGCUGGUAGAUGAUGGGGCCGACACAACGUCUCCAGAGACACCUGAGCCCGGCACUGGCAAAACCACGGCCAGAAGGCCCAAGCAGCCCAGCCGGCCGGCCGGAGGGAAGGGGCCCGCGUCCGGCUCAGCUUCGGCGUCGGCCGGAGAGAUGAGCAGCAGCGAGCCCAGCACGCCAGCCCAGACCCCCCUGGCGGCCCCCGUUAUCCCCACCCUCCACUCCCCCGGAAACCCGCCUCCCCCUAUGCCCAGUAAGGAGGAGGAAGCGCUGCGGGCCCAGGUGAAGGACCUGGAGGAGAAGCUGGAGACGCUGAAGAUGAAGCGGACCGAGGACAAAGCAAAGCUGAAGGAGCUGGAGAAGCACAAGAUCCAGCUGGAGCAGCUCCAGGAGUGGAAGACCAAGAUGCAGGAGCAGCAGGCCGAGCUGCAGAAACAGCUGAAAGAAGCAAAGAGGGAGGCCAAAGAAGCCCAGGAAGCAAAGGAGCAUUACAUGGAGGAGAUGUCAGACACGGCUGACGCGAUCGAGAUGGCGACCCUGGAUAAAGAGAUGGCCGAGGAGAGGGCGGAGUCUCUGCAGCUGGAGGUGGACUCUCUGAAGGAGAAAGUGGAUGAACUCACCAUGGACCUGGAGAUCCUCAAGCAUGAGAUAGAGGAGAAAGGUUCGGAUGGCGCCGCCUCCAGCUAUCACGUGAAGCAGCUGGAAGAGCAGAACGGCAGGCUUAAGGAGGCGCUGGUCAGGAUGCGCGACCUGUCCGCCUCAGAGAAGCAAGAGCACCUCAAGCUGCAGAGGCAGAUGGAGAAGAAGAACACGGAGCUGGAUUCUCUGAGAGCUCAGAAGGAAAAGCUGCAGGAGGAGAUGACGGCGGCAGAGAAGACCAUCGAUGAGCUGAAAGAGCAGGUGGAUGCUGCUUUGGGGGCAGAGGAGAUGGUGGAGACUCUGACGGAGAGGAACCUGGACCUGGAGGAAAAAGUCAGGGAGCUCAGAGAAACCGUCACCGAUCUGGAAGCCAUAAACGAGAUGAAUGACGAGCUGCAGGAGAACGCCAGAGAGACGGAGCUGGAGCUGAGAGAGAUGUUGGACCUGGGAGCCGCCAGAGUCCGAGAGGCCGAGAAGAGAGUGGAAGCGGCCCAGGAGACUGUGGCGGAUUACCAGCAGACGAUCAAGAAGUACCGCGAGCUCACCGCUCACCUGCAGGUCUGCGCCGGUGCUCUCGUUCCCGCUUUUCUAACGGAAAACAGCUUGGCUGCAGACGCUCCUGACCCCCCCCCCCGAUGCCUCUGGUGCCCACUGCAGGAGGUGAACAGGGAGCUGACCAGUCAGCAGGAAGCCUCGGCAGAGCUGCAGCAGCAGCCGCCAGCGGAGAUGUUCGAUUUUAAGAUCAAGUUCGCAGAGACAAAGGCCUACGCCAAGGCCAUCGAGAUGGAGCUGAGGAAGAUGGAGGUGGGCCAGGCCAACAGACACGUCUCCCUUCUGACCUCCUUCAUGCCCGAGUCCUUCCUGCGUCACGGCGGAGAUCACGACUGCAUCCUGGUGCUGCUGCUCAUGCCCAGGCUCAUCUGCAAGGCGGAACUGAUCAGCAAACAGGCCCAGGAAAAGUUCGACCUGAACGAAAACUGCGUGGAGCGAGCUGGCCUGAAGGGAGCUGUGGGGGAACAGCUGAGUUUUGCCGGGGGCCUGGUCUACUCGCUCAGCCUGCUGCAGGCCACGCUCCACAAAUACGAGCAAGCUCUCGGCCAGUGCGGCGUGGAGGUCUACAAGAAGAUCGGCUCUCUGUACCCUGAGAUGAGCGUCCACGAACGCUCGCUGGACUUCCUCAUCGACCUGUUGCACAAGGACCAACUGGACGAGACGGUCAACGUGGAGCCACUCACCAAGGCCAUCAAGUACUAUCAGCACCUGUACAGCAUCCAUCUAGCAGAUCAAAACGAGGACUGCACCACUCAGCUGGCUGACCACAUCAGGUUCACGCAGAGCGCCCUGGACUGCAUGGCCGUGGAGGUGGGCCGCCUGCGGGCGUUCCUCCACACGGGUCAGGAGAAGGCCGACUUUGCCGUGCUGCUGAAGGACCUGGAGACGUCCUGCAGCGACAUCCGGCAGUUCUGCAAAAAGAUCCGGCGCCGAAUGCCCGGCACCGACGCGCCGGGCAUCCCAGCGGCGCUCAGCUUUGGGCCGCAGGUAUGCGACACCCUCUCAGACUGCAGAAAGCACCUCACAUGGGUGGUGGCCGUGCUGCAGGAGGUGGCGGCGGCCGGAGCUCAAAUGGUGUCCCCCCUCGGCGAGCAGGAAGGGCUUUCAUCCGUCAAACUGGAAGACGUAGCGUUCAAAGCCGGAGAGCAGAUCUAUGGAUCGCAGGGGGCCAAUCCGUACGAGUAUUUGCGACAGUCCUGCAGCAUCGUCAUAGCAACCAUGAACAAGAUGGCUACAGCCAUGCAGGAGGGAGAGUAUGACUCGGAUAAGCCUCAAAACAAGAAUCCCCCACCAGUGGAGGUGCGUGCGGCGGCUCUUCGAGCAGAAAUCACAGACGCAGAAGGACUUGGCAUGAAGCUGGAGGACCGGGAGACGGUCAUCAAAGAGCUAAAGAAGUCUCUAAAGAUCAAGGGAGAGGAGCUGAGUGAGGCCAACGUUCGUCUCAGUCUUCUAGAGAAGAAGCUGGACAGCUCGUCCAAAGACGCCGACGAACGCGUGGAGAAGAUCCAGACUCGACUUGACGAGGCCCAGACUCUGCUGAAGAAGAAAGAGAAGGAGUUUGAGGAGACGAUGGACGCCCUGCAGGCGGACAUCGACCAGCUGGAGUCGGAGAAGGCGGAGCUGAAGCAGAGGAUCAACAGCCAGUCCAAGAUGGGCGCCGACGGGCUGAGGGGAAGCGGCCCGUCAGGAAUCGCCUCCAUCGUCACGGGGAUAGCCGGAGCCACCAUGAUUUCCGGAGGGGGCUCCGGCUCCGGCCUCCAGGUGAUCGACUCUCCCCUGCUGACUCAGCAGAUCGAAGCUCAAAGACUCUGCAUCAAACACCUGAAGAACGAGAACAACAGGCUGAAGGCGGAGAGGAUGCGUGCGCAGCUGGCCUCUCUGCCCCCCCUGCGCGUGACCAAACUCCCCUCCAAGGAGGGGCGGCCUGAGGUGCUCUCCAGCGCCCUCUACCGCAAGACUGACCAGCUGCUGGAGACUCUGCUGCAGAUGAGUGCCAACGUCAAGGUGGUGGACAUCACUGGGAAGUCGCCGGCCCGUCUCCAGUCUCUGAGAGAGACUCUGGACCGGCUGAAGGAUGAGGUCGCCGAGCACGUUGUCAACCAGCAGCCCGGAGCCCGAGUCACAUCCGACUUUGCAACUUUCCCCUCAACCUCGUUUGUAAAGGCGAAGGAGGAGAAGCAUGGCGACACCACGCUGGUAGGCCGGGUCAAGCUGCCGUGCCCCCGGGGUCAGGAGCAGGUCCACCGCCUGGUGCUGUCCCAGACUCAGCUGCAGAGAGUUCACCGCCUGCUGCAGGCCUAA